GCCAAUAGUGGGAACGGGGGGGCGGGGCAAAACCAAUCACGAAAAACGACGGGGCGGGCCGGAGCUCCUCUCGGCCUGCCCCGGGUCGGGUCCGGCGGUUGACGCUCGGGCGUUCCCGGCGGCGGUUAGGGCGUUGAAGGAAGCCAUGCUGCAGCUGCGGGAUUCGGUGGACUCCGCGGGCACGAGCCCCACUACGCUGAUCCCGACCCAUGGGGGCGUGGGCGUAGCGGCGCCGGGAGCGGGUCUCGGGACUGGCAGCAUAGGGGUUGGGGGCCGGACCCCGAUGCGCCAAACGCUGUGGCCCCUCAGUGUGCACGACCCCACGCGCCGCGCUCGCGUCAAGGAGUACUUCGUGUUCCGGCCUGGGACGAUCGAACAGGCAGUCGAGGAGAUCCGUUUGGUCGUCCUGCCCACGGAGGAUGGAGAGGUACAGGGCGUGUGGCUGUUGACAGAGGUUGACCAUUGGAACAAUGAAAAGGAGCGGCUGGUUCUCAUCACAGAUCAAUCUCUGCUGAUCUGUAAAUAUGACUUCAUUAAUCUACAGUGCCAGCAGGUGGUUAAAAUAUCAUUAAAUGCAAUUGAUACCAUUUCUUAUGGAGAGUUUGAAUUUCCUCCUAAAUCACUGAAUAAGCGAGAAGGUUUUGGGAUUCGAAUUCAGUGGGAUAAGCAAAGCCGCCCCUCCUUCUUAAACAGAUGGAAUCCCUGGUCCACAAAUCUGCCUUAUGCCACUUUUGUAGAGCAUCCAAUGGCAGAUGCUGAUGAGAAGAUUGCAUCUCUUUGCCAGUUGGAGAGCUUCAAGGCUUUAUUAAUCCAAGCCGUCAAGAAGGCCCAAAAGGAAUUCCCUUUACCAGGUCGAGCCAAUGGCGUGCUGGUCUUGGAGCGUCCUCUUCUCAUCGAGACCUACGUGGGGCUCAUGUCCUUCAUCAACAAUGAGGCCAAGCUAGGAUACUCUAUGUCAAGAGGCAAAAUCGGCUUCUAAACUACAUUUUAUAAUCCACUUGCUAUAGAAGUUGUCAUUUGGGUGUUGUGACUGUAAAGGAAAUCACCUCCUCAAAGGUAGAUGGAGGACGCAGGGUAGGCUUAUAGGUAAAAGAAUGUGUAAUAGUUACUCACCUCUAGGGUUCUCAAUAGCAAAAUGAAUUACAGACUUCAAACAUUGGAUACUUGGCAACAAUACAAGCUAUACACAAAGGGCAAAUUGAAUCCAGUUGUCACUUGUAUUAGCUAGUAUUUUAUUUUCUAAUUACUUCUAGUGCUUUUUCUUGAGUGUGUGGAUUUUGCUUUUUUUGACAUUUCCCAAUGCAGCCACUCUAGCAUGUUCCUUAAAAAGUCGGAAUGAUUCCACUUAGAAUGUAAUGUGGAUGUUAAUCAUAUACAAGGAGAGGUACCUUUUGACUAGUGCCUGUAGCCAAAAUGUUUACACUUAGGGGCAAUUUUAAUAUUUUUUUAAGAAAAAAAGCUUUUUUUUCUUUUUUCCUUUUUUAAGAAGCCAAAUGCAAAAGUAGCCAACAGACUGGCCCAUCUUAGCUGGACUUAGUCUUUGCCUUUGUUAGCUACUGUUGUGGAUGUUAGUACUUGUUUUGUAAAUAUGAGUUUGGUGAAGUCAAACUUUUUCUAGAAUGAAUCUAAAUUGUGUUAAUAUUUAUGCUACCACAUAUAGGCCCAAAGAGGUUUAUGGGGGGGAGGGGGGAAGAGAACACUUUAAGACGAUUUAACUGGUUUUAUUAAGACAUUCACCUUGAUAAUUCUUUGCACAUGAUUUUAUUAAUAUAUAUGCUAUGUUUUUUAUUGCCAUAUGAGUAUUUAAAAGGGAAUUGAUUCGCUUUGCUCUUCGAGUACUGCACUUUUUCAAGGCCUCCUGUUAGACUAGCACUAAGCAACUAAUGUCUAAUAUGGUUAUCCAUGUAUGUAUGUAGCUCAAAACAUUGCACUUAUUAACCAAGUUUUUGUGUCCUGGUGUGAAUAAUAUAGUUAAGGAUGAUAGCCUUUUACAAAUACAUUAUACAAAUCCAAUUAUUGCUAGACUACUUAGAAGACUAAGAAUCUUGUUUGCCACAAAAUACAACUUAAUUGUUUAUAGACUUUCCUUACUGUCUAACUAACUUCUUGGUUGGUGUAUGGAUGUUUGUGUGUUUGAAACUUCGUUUUUAAAUUUCCGAUUUAAUUGUUAGCUUGUCAGAUAUCUGGCAUGUGUGUGUCUGGAAUGCAAUAUGGUGCAUGUCCAAAAUAGACCAUUUGAGAAAACACCUGCGUGUCUAGCUUCUGUUUGUAAUCUUGUAGUAAAGCCAACUCCAACUUUA
Molecule: messenger RNA, 2300 nt
Organism: Antechinus flavipes (yellow-footed antechinus)
Lineage: Eukaryota; Metazoa; Chordata; Mammalia; Dasyuromorphia; Dasyuridae
Gene: TPRG1L
Product: tumor protein p63 regulated 1 like
Exons: 5
Coding region: 146-979 (277 amino acids)
Cellular component (GO): synaptic vesicle; cytoplasm
Source: RefSeq, a predicted model, not a curated record